Messenger RNA from Betta splendens (Siamese fighting fish), 2078 nucleotides. It is a transcript of the gene zdhhc22, whose product is annotated as zinc finger DHHC-type palmitoyltransferase 22. The record is from RefSeq and is a predicted model, not a curated record. The transcript is spliced from 3 exons. Gene Ontology annotation, molecular function: palmitoyltransferase activity. Lineage: Eukaryota; Metazoa; Chordata; Actinopteri; Anabantiformes; Osphronemidae. Gene Ontology annotation, biological process: protein palmitoylation. Gene Ontology annotation, cellular component: Golgi apparatus. The coding region runs from base 395 to 1228 and encodes 277 amino acids.
GGCUGAGGGGUAAAAGUCAAGGACGCAUCGCCACCUGCUGGAAAUUGACCAAAGCUCUGUGCCGUUACUUAAUGUUUAAUGGACUAAACUGUUUAGUCGUUAAUUCAAGGCUUUCAGGUUUCUGAAUGUCUCUUCUACCAAUGAGCAUCUUGUGCCUAAAGGUGAGCGAGUAGAGCAACAACGACUUAAUCAUCCUCAUCAGGAAAACCAAAGAACAGCCACGAGCUCCUGUCGGAGACUGAGACGCAUCCGCACCAACAGGCGGCGGUAGACGGAGGUCUGACGGCGCUUUAACGGUAACGGACGUCGGUGAUGUGGAGCAGCAGCUUCUCUGCGUGUGAAUGAACGUGCUGGGCUGAACGGACGGCUCCUCCGCUCCCUGACAUCUGCAGAAAUGUUCACCAGGAUGUUAAAGCUGAGGCUUCUCAACUCCGUAGCGCCUGCCUACUUCUUCAUGGCCACCGCCGUCACCUUCGUCCUGCACUUCUGCUUCUUCCUCCCAACGCUGUUCCCGAGCCCCAGCGCGUCGCUGAGGGGGUCGACGACGCUUCACGCGCUCGUCUUCCUCUUCCUGAUGUUCAACGCGCUGGGGAACUACGCCAUGACCAUCAGAUACCCCGCCGAAAGCACCGGCGACACCGCGGUCCCCGUGUGCUCCCCGCACUGCUCCGACAAGGUGGACGCCCACUACCUGCUGAACGGCCGCCACUUCUGCAAACUGUGCAAGAAGGUGAUUCUGAAGAGGGACCACCACUGCUUCUUCACGGGGAACUGCAUUGGCAGCAAGAACAUGCGCUACUUCAUCAUGUUCUGCAUCUACACGUCAUGCACGUGUCUGUACUCUCUGGUGCUUGGCGUGGCCUUCCUCACGGUGGAGUACUCCCUCUCCUUCGAAAACCCGCUCACCUUCAUGACUCUCCUGCCGCUCUCCAUCGGCUACUUCUUCAUGGGGACCAUCUCCGGCCUGCAGCUGUUCGUGGUGCUGAUGCUGUACGUGUGGCUGGGCAUCGGCCUGGUCUCCGCCGGCUUCUGCUGCCAGCAGGUUCUGCUGGUGGCCCGGGGACAGACCUGGUGUCAGAUGCAAAGAGGUCAGCUGGUGGAGAACUGCAGCCCCUGGAAAAGCAACCUCGGGGACGUGUUCGGGACCCGCUGGCUCCUUGGCCUCAUCCUGCCCGUCCAGACGGUGGAGAUGUACUCUGGAGACUCCGAUGCAGCCAAACAAGACUGAGAGACCGCUCCAGUGUGUUAUAUGAAUAAGGCUCAGUGCUUUCCUACAAUCCAUUUGGUAGUAACACUAAACGGAUGCUUUAUGACCUCGUAAGUAGUUAGCAGUUAGCAUACAUUCCUUUAAGAAUAGGAGCCAUAUCAGUACAUAGUGUAAGUGCAUUGUAUAAGUACUUUUUAACUAUAGUAUAUUAAGACUAAUAGUUGGUCAUUUCCUGCUGCAUGCACAGGCACCACAUGUUUAUCUAACUAUAGACGUGGCUUUGCAGACUGCAGGCCCGCGCCUUCACAGCACUGCAAAGCUUUUAUUAUGCUACCGAUUUAAAUACUUGUGCCAUGUGGUGCUCUGGGAUGGUCCAAGUGUGUUGCUCUUCCACACUUCCUAGAUGCUACACGCUACGUUCAGGAAACUCGCCAUAUCUUGGUGACAAUAAUUCACCUUUACAUUAAGGGCUAGAACACAGGGGGAGCUGGUGUUUGUAGCAUCAGCUGUAACAUUUAUAUGUUGAGCCUGAUGAUUUGUACUAAAGAACAUGACUCAAGGCAGUGUAAUACAGGUACAAGAAUAUGCUCCCAAGUUGAUGAAGAUGAUGAUUAUUCUUAUUAUCCAGGGUAUUAUUCACAGUGUGCCAUAACAUCAUGAGAUACGCGCUUACAGAAAACCUCACAGAUGAGCUAGUCACUAUACUGUACUGCUAAUGUUAAGUCUGUGUAAUAAUAUUAAGGACUUCUCACUAUUAUGCUGUGGCUACUGACAUAGUCAGCAUCAUGUUAAAGAUGUUUGGAACUUCAAUAAGAUCAAUUUUUAGAGAAAUUUUGUCUAUUAUACCAAUAAAAUACUCCAUUCACAAGUA